CCUACCAUUAAAAAAGUGACCGAGGAUUUUUUGCCAUUUAUUCUGCUCAUAACGAAUGCACUGUGUGUCAAAUUAAACGGCCAACUUACAGUGCUUAAAAAACAACGGCUGUAAAGUAAUCAGAAAUYCGGCAGAGCAGAUACACUCGCAAGUGCAAGAAUACCGACUUCAUUAAGUCUUACGCAGGAGCCCAAAAUCAAUCAAAACUGUGGACUUUUUUCACUCAAACGUGAGUAAAACCUUUUUAUUGACAUUUCGUUUAAACGACGACUUCAAGAUUUACAAGACGUAAAAGAAGAGGCCAGAAGUAAGACAAAAUGUCAAGGAAUAACUCGUUGGAUUUCACCAAAAUAACUGAUAUCUGUUCAUCACACUCGCUGGCUGUGCAGCUAAACUUUGAGCGUCCAAACUUUAUCUUCUGGUCAAACGUCAUAACUUGUGCUUUGAAUGCUAUCUCAUGUAUAACUGCUGUUGUCGGAAACGCUCUGGUUUUGAUUGCCAUUUUGUCGUCUUCAAUGCGAAGACAACCUUGUAUGAUAGUACUCUGUUCUUUAGCAAUGGCUGAUUUCUUGGUUGGCUUGYUAGUACARCCUUCGUACUUGAUYUACAAAGCUGCGGAAAUAAAUCAACAGUGGAUUGCUGUAUGCUACACAAAGCUUGUUCAUGUAAGCGUUGGUUUUACAACGACUGGGGUCUCGCUCAUGAGUUUAAUGGCUAUCGCAGUUGAAAGACUUCUAGCCGUUCACUURCAUCUCAGAUACGUAGAUUUAGUCACAGCCYAUCGGGUUAAGCUCGUAAUURCCUGUCUUUGGAUAAUAUCYAUCUUAAACUCCGCUCUACAAUUCGUCGAUAAAGACAUUUUYCAAGCYAUCGUCUUUGUUAUGGAACUAUUAAGCAUUAUYAUAGCGUCUUUGGCUUAUCAUAGAGUUUACAAAAUCGUUCAACGCCAUCGCAAAGAAAUCCAAAAACAAGUCCCGAAUUGUAAAGAAAGAAUUGAUGUUGAACGCUAUCGCAAAUCCGCAAUGACCAUGUUUUUAGUUUUUAUGUUUUCUCUGUUUUGUUAUUUGCCCUUUUCUGUWUAUAUAGCUCUAGAAGCGGUAUAUGGCUUCACACCUAGUAUCAAAGCCCUCGCAAACAUCGCAACGACAAUAAUAUUYAUCGUAAGCUCAUGUAAUCCWUGUAUCUAUUGCUUUAGAAUCCAAGAAAUACGUGCAGCUGUUCGRAAACUUUUAYGGCRYAGAAGGAGAKCAUURAGUAUAACUGUUGCUAGCAACAGYAAUCCAACGAACUCGCGUUAA
This is a messenger RNA of Exaiptasia diaphana, 1298 nucleotides long. Its product is annotated as adenosine receptor A1-like. Gene Ontology annotation, cellular component: membrane. Gene Ontology annotation, molecular function: G protein-coupled receptor activity. Gene Ontology annotation, biological process: G protein-coupled receptor signaling pathway. NCBI's taxonomy places the organism in Eukaryota, Metazoa, Cnidaria, Anthozoa, Actiniaria, Aiptasiidae. The transcript has a single exon. The coding region runs from base 318 to 1298 and encodes 326 amino acids. The record is from RefSeq and is a predicted model, not a curated record.